GGAGCUCCGCCUCCAUAGAGAAACGUCACCAAAAAACGGGUCAAAGGCAGCACCGGAAGCAUAGUGGAGGCAGCUUGGGAAAGGACCAUGGCGUCAGACUCCAUCCUGGCGUCGAAGCAGGCGGAGGAGGUGGUCCAGGGCGUCCCAACGCAGGUGGUCUGCACGGCCUUUGGGAACACGAUCCUGGUGGUGGUGACCCAAUACGGGAAGAUGGGGACCCUCGUCUCGGUGGAGCCCAGCGUCAUGGCGGACAACCUCAGCCGGCCCCUGCUCACCACCAAAGUCCUGCUCGGCAAAGAUGAGCCUCUGGUCCACAUCUGUGCCAAACAUCUGGUGUCCUCGGUGUCUCAAGAAGCCGGGAAUAAGCCCAUUCUGCUAGCCAUGGCCUUGAAGGAUAAGAGCAUCGAAGGAGUCCAAACCCUCCAAGAGGUGAUUAGUCGAUGCCGGGUGUGGUGAGACCCGAAACUCCACCCUGAAAGACUUUCUCCCUUUGGGAAUAGACCUAUACAUACAACCUUUGCAACCAACCUCUGCUCUUGGACUCAUCUUCACCCUGUAGUAACAUUUUUAUUUUUAUUAUUUUACUAUUAUUUUAGACAUUUUUUUAAAAAAAAUGAGAUGCUAGGACACAAAAACACCUGGGCGAAACUGGAAUACUACAGGUUUUGAAACCACAAUUAGCCUGUAAUGGAAUAAAGGACUUUGCAAAAUCUC
This is a messenger RNA of Anolis sagrei ordinatus, 714 nucleotides long. RefSeq names its product proteasome assembly chaperone 3. Lineage: Eukaryota; Metazoa; Chordata; Lepidosauria; Squamata; Anolidae. Gene Ontology annotation, biological process: proteasome assembly. The record is from RefSeq and is a predicted model, not a curated record.